Verticillium alfalfae VaMs.102 is the source of this 417-nucleotide messenger RNA. RefSeq lists its product with no specific name. Bases 1 to 417 code for a protein of 138 amino acids. The record is from RefSeq and is a predicted model, not a curated record. The transcript is spliced from 4 exons. NCBI's taxonomy places the organism in Eukaryota, Fungi, Ascomycota, Sordariomycetes, Glomerellales, Plectosphaerellaceae.
AUGGCCUCCCUCAUCGCCCGCCGCACCUUCACCACUUCCCUGCGUCGCAUGACCGACCAGGGCAAGCAGCAGAUCACCCAGGACUCCAAGCGCAACCCCGAGACCUUUAGCAGCAAGCUGAUUGAGGCGGAAUUACAGAUUCUCGGCGGUGUCAUGGUCCUCGCCCUCGCUGGCGCCGGCUUCUACUUCGGCAGCUCGCCCACCAAGUCGACCUCCGAGACGCACGUCGUCAAGGCCGGCUCUCCCUGGGAGACCGGCUCCAAGGAGGGUGCCUACCGCUACCACCCCGGCGGCGACACCAGCAACGAGCCCAGGGACGCCCCCAGCGCCGUCAACACUGUCGUCCUGCCCAACGUCACCCUGCCCGCGGAGCUUCACGAGAAGUACAACAAGUGGGGCAAGGAUGGCUACCCUUAA